CCGGCGGCGGCCGCCGCGGCGGCGGGGUCAGUUCUCUUUAGUGUUUGCCGAUGUUGGAGGCGUCUCCAAAGUGUCCCCGGGAAGCAGUGACAGGCAAUGGCACAAGUUAAAAUGCAGACUACAGCAAACCUGUCUGGACCCACCAUGGCCCCUGUGGUGCUACCCCUGCCAGUUACAGCUACAAAUACCCUGAGUCUGCCAUCCUCAAUGAAUGGAUCCAUUUCAGAAUCGGCUGCCAGCUGUAGCAGUCCUACUGCCAGCCUUGUGGAUCCCGCGUCUUUGAACAACUCACCAGCUCCUCUCCAAGAUAACAUGGCAAACCCCAAAGAGAAAACUCCAAUGUGUCUGGUAAAUGAGUUAGCCCGUUUCAAUAGAAUUCAACCCCAGUAUAAGCUUCUGAAUGAAAGAGGGCCUGCUCAUGCCAAGAUGUUCACAGUGCAACUGACUCUUGGAGAACAGACAUGGGAAGCUGAAGGAAGCAGUAUUAAAAAGGCCCAACAUGCUGCUGCUAGCAAAGCAUUGAAUGAAACUACCCUUCCCAAACCAACGCCUAGACCACCCAAAAACAAUGUAAACAAUAAUCCAGGCAGUAUAACACCGACUGUGGAGCUGAAUGGUCUGGCAAUGAAAAGAGGAGAGCCUGCCAUCUACAGGCCAUUAGAUCCAAAGCCAAUUCCCAAUUACAGAGCAAAUUAUAAUUUCCGGGGCAUGUACAAUCAGAGGUAUCACUGCCCAGUGCCUAAAAUUUUCUAUGUCCAGUUAACUGUUGGCAACAGUGAGUUUUUUGGUGAAGGAAAGACUCGUCAAGCUGCUAGACAUAAUGCUGCAAUGAAGGCCCUUCAAGCUCUUCAGAAUGAGCCUAUUCCAGAAAAAUUACCUCAGAAUGGAGAAACAGGAAAAGAAUCAGAAGAAGAUAAAGAUGCAAACAAAUCUGAGAUCAGCGUAGUGUUUGAAAUUGCUUUGAAGCGUAAUAUACCUGUCACUUUUGAGGUGAUUAAAGAAAGUGGACCUCCUCACAUGAAGAGCUUUGUUACACGAGUUACAGUGGGAGAGUUCACUGCAGAGGGAGAAGGCAACAGUAAGAAACUCUCAAAGAAACGUGCUGCAAUGGCUGUCCUGCAAGAACUUAAGAAACUUCCUCCUCUUCCUGUGAUUGAAAAGCCAAAACUUUACUUUAAAAAGCGUCCAAAAACAAUAUUGAAGACUGGACCAGAAUAUGGUCAAGGAAUGAAUCCCAUCAGCCGUUUGGCUCAGAUCCAACAGGCCAAAAAGGAGAAGGAGCCAGAGUAUGUUCUUCUUUCAGAGAGAGGAAUGCCUCGCCGUCGAGAAUUUGUUAUGCAGGUAAAAGUAGGCAAUGACAUUACUACUGGAACAGGUCCAAACAAGAAAAUAGCUAAAAGAAAUGCAGCAGAAGCAAUGUUGCUACAGCUGGGAUACAAAGCCUCUACUCCUCUUCAAGACCAGACAGAAAAGCUUGGAGAAAACAAAAGUUGGAAUGGCCAAAAUGUUGGGUUUCCUGAGCCAACAAGUAACACACCAAAGGGAAUACUCCAUCUUUCUCCUGAUGUAUAUCAAGAGAUGGAAGCAAGCCGCAACAAAUCAGCCCCUGGUACCACUGUAAGCUAUUUGUCAUCCAAAGAAAUGAGCCAGACUUCUAGCUCUUUCUUCAGCAUAUCUCCUACAACAAAUAGCACAGCCACAAUUGCCAGGGAACUUCUCAUGAAUGGAACAUCCCCAACUGCCGAAGCCAUAGGUCUAAAAGGAAUAUCUCCUGCUUCCCCCUGUUCUACAGUGCAGCCUUCAAAACAGCUGGAAUAUUUGGCAAGGAUUCAAGGCUUUCAGGUACACUACAGUGAUAGACAAAAUGGCAAAGAGUGUAUGACCUGUUUGACACUGUCUCCUGUGCAGAUGACUUUCCAAGGUAUCGGAAGCUCCAUUGAAGCCAGCCAUGACCAGCCUCAUACAGGACAAGAAGCAGGUGCCUGGCAGCUUUCCUUCCUUCCUGCCUUCUUUGCACCCUGGUUUUCCUGGGAUAUCACCCCUGUAGAUGGGCCAGGGAGGAGUCACCAAGGCAGCGUUAAGUGCCUUGAAACAGUUUUCAGAACAAGGACUGGAUCCAGUGGAAGGAGCUAUGAAAGUUGAGAACGGAUCACAUGAAAAACAAGUCAAGCAUCUGGGAGAGAAAGCAGACAAUAAACAGACUAACUCAGGCACCAUUGCUCAGGACUGCAAGGAUUCAAAGGCUGUCGUCUAGGAGCUUCCCAGCACCCACGGCUGCCACUGCAUCCUUAUAAACCUGUCAACACGCAAUAGGGUGUAUGUGUACAAGGAAAUGAAUGACUAAUACCAUUAUUUGAGUCUUAUGUGAAGACAACACUAUUCUAACACAAGAGAUAGAAUACAUGGUACUGUUUAUUCAACUCUGGAAAAAAAUAAAAUUGAACAUUUCCCUUAGAACUCAAGAUCAGAGCAUAACUCAAUUGCCCAGAGGCAGAAGAAGUCUGAUCGUGUUACUGGAGGUUAAAAUAACAAUGAAUUAACAAAAAGUGUUAGUAAAAAAAAAAACAAAAAAAAAAACAACACGGGAAACUUUACAAUUGAUUAAUAUUGAGGAAAACAAGUCAGCAUUGGUUCAGUUAUACAAUUUUUUGUAGUGUAGUUUUAAGUUCAGCUUACUGUUUUUUAAAUAAUGCUUGAAUAUUUUAAAAUUAACCAAUGACAGUGCUGUGAGAAUUGUAGUUGUUGUCUUCAUAUAUAGUCAUACAGCUUAUCUUUUUAUGCAGACAUUAUGCAUUCUUCAUUCUAUAUGAAUAUGUAUGACUUUAAGAUGCACUACUCAGAGUUGUAUGCAAACAGAAGUUUAAGUCUUGACAAGUAUUUGCUUAACAUGAACAGAUGUUAGUUAUGAUCAUUUUCUAUAUACUCCAGGAAAAAAACAAAUAUGGUAUUUGAUUUUCCUUGCCAUAAUCAAUUAAAGAGGCGUCUUGCCUCCAAGCAACAUUUUCCCCUUCAAUUCUGCUCUCUGUUGUGUGAAGCACAUCUACACCCCAUUCUGUGUGUUGUAUCAACCCACUGUUUGCAUCAACUGAGUGUUUUUAAUCUCUGCAUUCGGACCAAGAGCAAAAGGGAGGACUGCAAUGUUAUCAAGCCAAGGGUGGAAACUGUUGAUGUAAAGAUCAUUCUUUUGUGAAAGGAGUGGCAGCAGAGAUAAGACCUGUGGCUGCUCUGUACCAGCAUAUUUCUUUUAAGUAUGUGGCCAAAUGCAGUAAAACCACAUCAGUUCAUGUGUA
Pseudopodoces humilis (Tibetan ground-tit) is the source of this 3290-nucleotide messenger RNA. RefSeq names its product staufen double-stranded RNA binding protein 2 (gene STAU2). The record is from RefSeq and is a predicted model, not a curated record. NCBI's taxonomy places the organism in Eukaryota, Metazoa, Chordata, Aves, Passeriformes, Paridae. Gene Ontology annotation, cellular component: plasma membrane; neuron projection; neuronal cell body. Gene Ontology annotation, biological process: intracellular mRNA localization; anterograde dendritic transport of messenger ribonucleoprotein complex; germ cell development. Gene Ontology annotation, molecular function: mRNA binding; double-stranded RNA binding.